Messenger RNA from Sesamum indicum (sesame), 2794 nucleotides. NCBI's taxonomy places the organism in Eukaryota, Viridiplantae, Streptophyta, Magnoliopsida, Lamiales, Pedaliaceae. The record is from RefSeq and is a predicted model, not a curated record.
UUUAUUCCUCAUGCAAGGAUGAAUUGAAGACUAUGAUAUUGGAGCUCAGGGAACGAGAAACUCUCUUUCAGUAGACUAUUCCGAUCCCGCCAAGUCUUCUCUCAAGUCUGAGGAGACGACCAAGUCGUCCCUGGGAAGUUUCUUACAUCAAAGCUGCCUUUUCUUGACACUUGACAUUUAAACCUUUCAGUUAUGUAACUAUCCUAUAAUAAUAAUCACAGUGAACUGCUGUCUGUCUUAACAUAUAAUUCUCCACGCAAGCUCCACUCAUCUCUUCUCGAUUCUUGAAAUUUUGUGGUCUUCUUCUCUUCCGUUGCUUAAUGAAGUGAUUAUCAUGAAGAGAUAAGAAAAAGGGCCAUGAAAUUUACAGUUUGCUAUUUUUCAUCUUGGAAAUCUUGAACGACAUCAGCUGAACUAUGAAUAUCAGUGGAAAGAAAUAUGUAAGGUUCAAGGACUGCAAUUCCGAGAGUUCUUUCAGUUCUGAAGGGCAGUCGAAUCGCGGGCUAUUUCCAUUAAGGAAACCAAAUUUCAGACCAAUAGUCGGUGGAAUAAGGAGAGCGUUUGACAGAAGUUCUGAAAGGAUAAAAAACUUGAGAAUACGGUCCAUAGAUUGGGGCCACACCCGAAGCAAUAGGCCAAAAUCAAGCCCGAGGAAGAAAGUACUUGAUCCUCAAGGGCCUUUUCUUCAGAGGUGGAACAAAAUAUUUGUUAUUUCUUGUUUGAUUGCAGUAUCCCUGGAUCCGCUGUUCUUCUACACACCAGUCGUAGAUGCCAAGAAAUUCUGUCUAUCUCUGGACGAGAAUUUGGAGAUCACUGCUUGUGUUCUCCGGUCAUUCAUCGACAUUUUCUACAUAUUUCACAUUGUUUUGCAGUUUCAUACUGGAUUCAUUGCCCCUUGUACUCGAGUAUUUGGAAGGGGUGAGCUGAUCGAGGAUCGUAGAGCUAUAGCCAAACGGUAUCUCUCGUCCUACUUCAUUGUAGACAUUUUGUCAAUUCUUCCUCUACCUCAGCUGGUCAUUCUGAUUGUGAUCCCCAGUGUAAAUGCUCCAAUUUCUCUGGCCACCAAAGACCUCCUGAAGAUCGUUAUUUUCGCACAAUACAUCCCAAGAUGUCUUCGGAUUUAUCCCUUAUUCAAGGAGGUCAAUAGAACUUCAGGCCUAUUUACUGAAACGGCCUGGGCUGGAGCUGCUUUCAAUCUCUUACUCUACAUGCUUGCCAGUCAUGUCUUUGGAUCAUUCUGGUAUCUGAUCGCAAUAGAACGCAAGGACAGAUGUUGGCGGAAUGCAUGCCGUGAUCAUAAUGGUUGUAACUUAAACGAUCUUUAUUGUGGAGAGGACCGUGGAGACACUUCAUUUCUGAAUUCUUCAUGUCCGCUUCUCGAGCCUAAUGAGAUAAAGAGCCCUGCAGACUUUGACUUCGGCAUCUUUCUUGAUGUUCUUCAGUCACAUGUGGCUGAACACAGAGACUUCUCUAAGAAGAUCUCCUAUUGCUUUUGGUGGGGAUUGCGAAAUUUGAGUUCAUUGGGUCAGAACCUCAAAACAAGCACUUUUGUAGGAGAGAUUCUUUUCGCCGUUUUCAUCUCCAUUGUUGGGCUGGUUCUGUUUUCGUUGCUCAUAGGCAACAUGCAGAAAUAUUUACAGUCCAUCACUGUUAGGAUAGAAGAGAUGAGAAUGAAACGUCGGGAUGCAGAACAGUGGAUGUCGCAUCGUAUGCUUCCUGAGAACUUGAGGGCUCGUAUAAGACGAUACGAGCAGUACAAAUGGCAAGAAAACAGAGGCGUUGAGGAAGAAUCCUUGAUCCGUAAUCUUCCCAAGGAUUUAAGGAGGGACAUCAAGCGCCAUCUCUGCUGGACUUUACUAACAAGAGUGCCGAUGUUUGAGAAAAUGGACGAACAGUUGCUGGAUGCAAUGUGUUCUCGUCUAAAGCCCGUUCUCUACACGGAGAACAGCUUUAUUGUUCGUGAGGGAGAUCCCGUCGACGAGAUGCUAUUCAUAAUGAGGGGUAACAUACUUACUAUGACCACAAACGGUGGGAGAACUGGUUUCUUCAACUCGGUAUAUCUCAUGGCUGGAGACUUCUGUGGGGAAGAACUUCUGACAUGGGCUCUGGACCCCAACUCUUCGUCCAGCCUUCCUAUUUCAACCAGAACCGUGCAGGCUGUCAAAGACGUUGAGGCUUUCUGUUUAAUGCCGGAUGACUUGAAAAGUGUGACGUCCCAGUUUAGACGUCUCCACAGCAAGCAACUUCAGCACACUUUUAGGUUCUAUUCCCAGCAGUGGAGGACAUGGGGUGCCUGUUUUAUACAAGCAGCAUGGCGUCGGCAUUACAGGAGGAAGAUCGAAAAGAUGCUGCGAGAAGCAGAAGACAGACUGCAGAAUGCAUUGGCCAAGGAAGGAUCAGGGAGUUUGCCAAGCCUUGCUGCAACCGUUUAUGCAUCAAGAUUCGCCACCAAUAUGCUAGGAAACUUGCGACGUAAUCAUCCACAUAACAAUAUUUCAUCACCAAAAUUACCACCUCUACUGCUUCAGAAGCCAGCUGAGCCUGAUUUUAGUGCAGAAAAUCCUUCAUAGAAACUCAGUGAAUGUUAGAAUAGUUACGGGAGACUGCUAAAAUAAGAGUUCUCUAAUAUGGCUAUUUUCUUAUGUCUCCCAUUUGUUAUUACCAUACCGUUAUUUACCUCUUUGUACAUAUACAAUUGAGUUUGUUCCUGCCUAUGUAAUGUUUGAGAAUUUGAGUCGUGGGGAACAGAGUACAUCCAUGGCAGUGAAAUUAGAGAAUGAAAAAUUAUGCUUCA